Messenger RNA from Prorocentrum cordatum, 423 nucleotides. The record is from the annotation of a GenBank genome assembly. NCBI's taxonomy places the organism in Eukaryota, Dinophyceae, Prorocentrales, Prorocentraceae.
AUGCAUUUCGGACAGGUUAGUUGCGAGGCUGGAGCCCAUCACCCGUGUCGCGGGGGGGGGGGUCCUCUUUUUCUUUUGUCGUUCCCCUUUGUCCUCUUCCUCUUGCUCCUCCUCCUUCUGGUCGUCCUCGUCCUCGUCGUCCCCAUCCUCGUUCUCAUCCUGUGCACGGCAGCUUGUCCGAAACUGUCUUGUCCACCAGCUGGACUCGAGAGGAUGCUGCAUUUCGGGAAUUGGAGCUUGCAGAAGAAGUGCACAACAAUGUCCGAUCACGCUGGGGCUCCUCCAGGGAUCUGGGUCCAAGAGCCUUGGCAGUUCGUUUUGUUGGUCUCGACCUGUCGGGCUCGACCAGCGAGGACUGGUGCACAGUGCACUUCGGCUGGAGUUUACUUCUCUAGUACUGUUGGGGGAUCGGCUUGCGUGUGA